This is a messenger RNA of Entamoeba dispar SAW760, 456 nucleotides long. RefSeq names its product serine acetyltransferase, putative. Lineage: Eukaryota; Evosea; Mastigamoebida; Endamoebidae. The transcript has a single exon. The coding region runs from base 1 to 456 and encodes 151 amino acids. Gene Ontology annotation, cellular component: cytosol. The record is from RefSeq and is a predicted model, not a curated record. Gene Ontology annotation, molecular function: L-serine O-acetyltransferase activity.
AUGGAAAAUGUUCAUUCAUACACAUCAAUUGAUAUUCAUCCAGGAGCAAGUAUCAAAGGACAUUUCUUUAUAGACCAUGGAGUUGGAGUUGUAAUUGGAGAAACUGCCAUUCUUGGAGAGUGGUGUAGAAUUUAUCAAUCAGUUACUUUAGGAGCAAUGCAUUUCCAAGAAGAAGGUGGAGUGAUUAACCGAGGAACAAAACGACAUCCAACAGUUGGAGAUUAUGUGACUAUAGGAACAGGAGCAAAGGUAUUAGGAAAUAUUAUUGUUGGAAGUCAUGUUCGUAUUGGGGCUAAUUGUUGGAUUGAUAGAAAUAUUGAUAGUAAUCAAACUGUAUAUAUUUCAGAACACCCAACUCAUUUUGUAAAGCCAUGUGCAAAUAAAGGGGUGAAGAGUGAUUGUGAGAUUAUAGCAAUGAUUCCAUCAUCUCCUUCAGCAAAUUCACCAUCGAUUUAA